AUGAGUGAAGAGUAUAUGAGCAGUUCCCUUAGCUCGCUGAGCUUGAUGGAGGUCAACUAUACGCUUGCGUUGAAGUUCUUCAUGAGCAAAGAUCUUUCAAAGUCGUUUGACAUCUUGCGUAAGGAAUAUCCCCAACUUUUCUCCAGGGUUUUAUCUGGGGUAAUCAGCGAACCGGUGUUUGUCAAAGUGCUUAACUUAUAUUUGACUGAAGUGGGCUUGGUCUUACAGUCCAAACACGAGUUUAAGGUGUCGAAGGCAGAGAGACAGAAUAUUUUGGUUCAGUUGAACGACGACUACAUCCUUUCCCAGUUGGUGCUAAUCUACCAUGAUGUGAACCAAAUCCCAUCUGAAGUGUUGUACAACUUAUAUUUGAUCUACUACAUCGGUCUUGACUUGCCCACCGUCAACACCAAAAUCACUCAACUAUACGCCAAGUUGAGGUUUUCACCAACUACUCCCGAUACGCAUUUGAAGAAAUUGGUCGAGUUGAUUGCAUUGCGGGUGUUGCCAGAGUUGCAAUUAUAUCAGGAUGCCCGGCUAUUGAUAGCAGAAAACCCUCUUCUUGUUGACAAGGAGAUAUAUCUUAACCGAGUAGCGGAAAUGGAGAAAGAUAAAGCAAAGGAAAAGGACCAGAAAGAGAGAAACAAGCAAAACCAAGUCAGGGAACAGCUGCAGCGAGAGCAUCAACAGAAACUUGAUAAGGACUUGAAAUAUCGUUCUUUAAAACAGAUUCGAGAGCAACAAUCCACUACAGAUGGUGUCAGUGUGCUGAAGCCGUCACGGGGGACAGGAAGUGAUUUGAACACUUUGAAGGAUAAGCUUUUGUAUAAUCUCAACUUCAGUCGCAAGUGGCUCAAAGAUAACUCGCCGAUGAUACUUUUUGUGUUGAUAGUGGUAAUAAUUGGCAACCGAUUUCUUAGGGCCAAAAAGAUCGAUGUUGUGAAGAACGUGAAAGAGACGUUGAAGAUGGCGUUUAAGAUCAGUUAUCUUUAG
Yamadazyma tenuis ATCC 10573 is the source of this 993-nucleotide messenger RNA. RefSeq lists its product as uncharacterized. Lineage: Eukaryota; Fungi; Ascomycota; Pichiomycetes; Serinales; Debaryomycetaceae. The record is from RefSeq and is a predicted model, not a curated record. Gene Ontology annotation, molecular function: transmembrane transporter activity. Gene Ontology annotation, cellular component: membrane. Gene Ontology annotation, biological process: transmembrane transport.